AUGAAGUUCGUCCAGUCUGUCAUCCUUGCUCUUGCAGCCACCGCUAGCACUUCUGCUGCUUUCGCCCCGGCCUCCACCUUCGGUGUUCGCAGUGCCCCUGCUUUCAACUUCGAGCUUGAGGCCAAGAAGUCCAUCUCGGACCUCUCUGAUGAAGAACUCAAGGGCAAGAAGGUUUUGGUCCGAUGUGAUGUCAAUGUUCCUCUUGAUGGAAAGAAGAUCACCGAUGAUACCCGUAUCCGUUCUUCCAUCCCCACCAUUGAGUACUUGAAGAGCAAGGGAGCCAUUGUCUCCGUCUGCUCUCACUUGGGACGCCCCAAGGAUGGCCCAGAGGACAAAUUCUCCCUUGCACCAUGCGCCGAACGCAUGAGUGAAUUGCUCGGACAAACUGUCACCCUUGCCCCCGACUGCAUUGGUGAUGAAGUGAAGAAAAUUGUUGAUGAAGCCAAGGAAGGUGAUGUCAUCAUGCUUGAAAACACUCGUUUCUACAAGGAAGAAACCAAGAACGAGCCUGGAUUCGUUGAGAAGCUUGCCGCUCCUUUCGACAUGUUCGUCAACGAUGCUUUCGGUACCGCCCACCGCGCCCACGCCUCUACCGAGGGUGUGACCAAAUUCCUUCAACCAUCUGUCUCUGGAUUCCUUCUUGCCAAGGAAUUGGAAUACCUUGAUGGAGCCGUCACCAACGGAGAGAAGCCAAUGGCCGCCAUUGUUGGAGGAUCCAAGGUUUCCACCAAGAUCACCGUCCUUGAGGCCCUUCUUGACAAGUGCGACAAGGUCAUCAUUGGAGGAGGUAUGGUUUUCACCUUCUUGAAGGCCAAGGGACUUGGAGUUGGUACCUCCCUUGUUGAGGACGACUUCGUUGAGACCGCCAAGGAAGUCAUGGCCAAGGCCGAGAAACUUGGAAAGGAAAUCAUCCUUCCCACCGACAUCAUUGUCGCCGAUGCCUUCGACAAGGAUGCCAACACACAGGUUGUCGCUGCUGAUGCCAUCCCCGAUGGCUGGAUGGGACUUGACAACGGCCCAGAGACCACCAAGGCCCAGAAGGAAGCUCUUUCUACGUGCAAGACCGUCAUCAUGAACGGACCCAUGGGAGUCUUCGAAUUCGAAAAGUUCGCCGCCGGAACCUUCGACUUGGUCAACAUCUUGGCUGACAUCACCAAGGACAACGGAGCCAUCACCAUCAUCGGAGGAGGAGACUCUGUUGCCGCCACCGAACAAAGUGGACGUGCCGGAGACAUGUCCCACAUCUCCACCGGAGGAGGUGCCUCUUUGGAGCUUUUGGAAGGAAAGGAACUUCCAGGUGUCAUCGCCCUGAACGACGCCUAA
This is a messenger RNA of Seminavis robusta, 1323 nucleotides long. NCBI's taxonomy places the organism in Eukaryota, Bacillariophyta, Bacillariophyceae, Naviculales, Naviculaceae. The record is from the annotation of a GenBank genome assembly.